AUGACAAUAAGUGGCUUUUUACCUCCUCUUCUAAUGACAAUCUUGGCCUCUUUGACAAUGAAAAAUUUUCGAUAUCUGCGAGUUCAUUCAAUGUCACAUGAACAUGCUGUUACUCCAUUAUCAUCGAAAGAUCGUCAAUUAGCUAUUAUGCUGCUGUGUGAAAUUGUUAUUUCAGUAGUCUUUUCAUCAAUAGGUUCGAUUCUUUAUGUUGAUACACAAAGAAUUCCGAAUCAAGGCAAAACAAUUGAACAACGGGCUGUCGAUAAUUUUCUCCUGGAAUUUUCUUUAGAUCUGGUAUUUGUACAAGCUACUGUGGCUGGCUAUUCAAAUUUUAUCGUCUCAAAAACAUUCCGUAAAAAUCUUCAAAAACAAUUUUGGAAUAUAAUACCUAAUGCAUGUCGUCGAAUAUGGAUCAAUCAUUUCUCAAAUAUGCCAUCAAAUGCAUUAGACAGAACUGGCAGAGCUGGGACAAUGCAUCUUUUUUUUUUAACAUUUAUUUUUAAUGUGCCUUAUAUUGGUUCACAUGUUAAAUGUAAAGAAAAAAGAACGAAGGGAAAAAUAUUAACGAGUAAUAAUGGAAGAGAAAGAAAGGGAAAUUGA
Molecule: messenger RNA, 600 nt
Organism: Rotaria sp. Silwood2
Lineage: Eukaryota; Metazoa; Rotifera; Eurotatoria; Philodinida; Philodinidae
Source: the annotation of a GenBank genome assembly